CCAUCGAGUCACUCUGACACCUCAAACGCAGCUACCCCGCUAUCGGCCCGUGCGCGUGCCGUAGCCCCUUCCCCCACUCGACGACAGCCAACAGCAGAGUCUCGUGGUCUGGAAGCUCCUUCCUCUUGACUGUUGUGUAUCCCACGCACAAGCAAAAUUUCUGACGCCCUUUAAUUCCCUCAUCUCCACUAGACAGGCUUUGGUGCUUCAAUUGCUCUUCUUCUUCACCACUUCGACUUCGUCCUUCGACUACCCCGCCUUCUCCUAAAACACCCUUGCUUUCACACAGCUCAACAAAAAUGGUCAAGGCAGUUGUUGCAGGCGCUUCCGGAGGCAUUGGACAGCCGCUGUCCCUUCUCCUCAAGUCCUGCCCUCUCGUCGAUGAGCUCUCGCUCUAUGAUGUCGUCAACACGCCCGGUGUCGCAGCCGAUCUCUCCCACAUCUCCACACCGGCCAAAGUGACCGGCUUCCUGCCAAAGGACGAUGGCCUGAAGCAGGCCUUCACCGGCGCCGACAUCGUCGUCAUCCCAGCUGGCAUUCCCCGCAAGCCCGGCAUGACCCGUGACGACCUCUUCAAGAUCAACGCAGGCAUUGUGCAAGGCCUCAUCGAGGGCGUUGCUGCACACUGCCCCAAGGCGUAUAUCCUCGUCAUCUCCAACCCUGUCAACUCGACCGUCCCGAUUGCUGCUGAGGUGCUCAAGCGGGCGGGCUGCUUCGACCCCACGAAGCUAUUCGGUGUCACCACGCUCGAUGUUGUCCGUGCUGAGACCUUCGUUGCCGGCAUUAGCGGCGAGAGGGACCCGGCAAAGACUACUAUCCCAGUCAUUGGUGGCCACUCUGGAGAGACCAUUGUUCCUCUCUUCAGCCAGGCUAAGCCUUCUGUUAAUAUUCCGGCUGACAAGAUGGACGCUCUUGUGAACCGCGUACAAUUCGGAGGUGACGAGGUCGUCAAGGCCAAGGAGGGUGCUGGUUCCGCCACACUCUCCAUGGCCUACGCUGGCUACCGCUUCGCUGAGAAGGUCCUGAAGGCCGUUAAGGGCGAGAAGGGCAUCGUCGAGCCCAGCUUUGUCUACCUCCCUGGCGUGUCCGGCGGUGAUUCCAUCGCUAAGACCACCGGCUGCGACUUCUUCUCCGUACCAAUUGAGCUUGGCCCCAACGGUGUUGAGAAGGCCAUCGACGUCGUCAGCAGCGCGAACGAAAACGAGAAGAAGCUCCUCGAGGCUUGCUACACUGGCCUCAAGAGCAACAUUUCCAAGGGUAUCGAGUUCGUGCAGAACCCUCCUCAGAAGUGAGUCCCCCGGAGCCCCUUGGCUUCCCUCUUCUCUCCAUAGAAGAAUACUCAUAUGUGUUCAGCAAAUAGACUAUAGGACGAUAGGUGACGCCGUACGAGCGACAACAAUAUGUGAGGGAUAUGCACUUUGGUUUGCAGAAGCUAUAUACGUGCUGGGAUUGGAUGGGUCCAAGCCCCUUUAGAUAGCCGGAAUUGAGCUCCUCGGCGAAGAAGCCAUAGGUGCAGUUGCUGCUCGUUUUCAUGUUUGUGAUGAAUCGUGGCCCCAGAUUCUUGCAAGAUAGGGCCGGGUAUGCGGCCUGACUCCCAAACGCCGCCCAAUGCCGCUGAAACAUGACUAUACAUCACCU
This is a messenger RNA of Trematosphaeria pertusa, 1638 nucleotides long. RefSeq names its product malate dehydrogenase-like protein. Bases 300 to 1292 code for a protein of 330 amino acids. Gene Ontology annotation, molecular function: L-malate dehydrogenase (NAD+) activity. The record is from RefSeq and is a predicted model, not a curated record. Gene Ontology annotation, biological process: tricarboxylic acid cycle; malate metabolic process. NCBI's taxonomy places the organism in Eukaryota, Fungi, Ascomycota, Dothideomycetes, Pleosporales, Trematosphaeriaceae. Gene Ontology annotation, cellular component: cytoplasm. The transcript has 7 exons.